AUGUCUGAGCAUGGUAGACCCAGCGGACGAGGCAGGGGAACUCGCGGUCGUGGUCGUGGCCAUGGCCGUGGCUACGGUCGUGGAGGCAACACACCCGAAAGACAACAUGUACGCGAGACUCCUCCCACAAGAAUCAAAGAGACAGAAGAACAGCUUCAGGCGCGAAAUUCAUACAACUCAUGGAAGCGGUUGUUCGCCCAACCAGUCGAUAACCCCAGUGUAAGGCGACAGCUCUGGGAAGGCGCGCUCAGCAUAUUGGAGGCAGGAGAUCGAGACUGGCGCCAAAGACUCCCUCAAGGUCUUAAUGACGACGAUGGCAUUGGACAUCGUCACAUCCUUGCCCUAAUCAGUGCCAAUACUAGUGGUACUGACUACGAGACCUUCAUCAGCAAUGCUCGCAACUUCCUUCUUACAAUCACACAUUCAUCCAUCCUGCGCUGUCUCGCUGUUGAUACCCAUGUCGGGCUCAUCUACAACCUCUUUGGAGGAGUUGGUGGAAAGAGGGCUGUUUCCUUUCUUCGACGCCUUAUUAGGGCCAUAUUAGCAACUUCUGCUACAGGGGCGACCGGGAACUCAACAGAGGACGCAAAAGCAACACUUCUUGCCAUGUCUGUUGCUCUAUUUGAGCUUCUCAGGCGUGAAUCUAGGGUGCGCUUCAAUGAUGAGAUCCCUUCACUUAUCGAAUCCAUACAGAAUGCCACAAGAGUCUCCAAAGAUGAUGCCUCUUCAGAGCCGUUGGCACGCACCUUCAAUAAGCUAAACGACAUUCGAGCCUUGUUGGCACGCGCUCAAGGUCUUCUUGCUGACACGAGCAUGGACGAAGAUAAUGCAGUCGAUGAUUACAACAACGCAUCCUCCUACCCGCGCGACCUGAUCAUGCCCUCCGGCCGUUUCGAUAAUGACAAGAAAGACAUCGCUGACAUAGUCCUGUUCCCUACUCGAGGUGAGAUUAUGAGCGACGCAGAAGAAUUUCUUCCCUAUACCGACCCUGACCAGCCUCAUUUCCUCGACGAUCCUGUACAGCGCCACAUCGAUACCUUCUUCAGGUUGUUACGCCACGAUAUCUUUGGUGAGUUGAAGGGAGCUCUUGCAGGGGUAAUGCAUACAGUAGCUCAGGAGCCUACUGCGCUAUGGAAUGCAAAACUGAGCCUAGGGGACAUGCGUGCUUAUCAUUACAUCAAUGCUCGGAUCAGUUAUGUCACUUUGGAGGCCAGAAAGGGUCUACAAGCACAGGUUGAGUUCGUUCAACCAGGCGCAGUUCGCAAGAAGUCAAGUGCAGAAAAAGAGAGGUGGUGGGAGGAAUCGCGAAGGUUCAAUGAAGGAACACUGCUAUCCUUCAUAUGGAUCGAUAAUUCUGUCACUCAGCACAUUUUCCUUACAGUUUCGGGAAAGACCACAGAUCCCGCAAAAGAAUACGGUCUGAGUCAUGGCAAAGAAAUGGCGUAUAUUACUGCAAGUUUGGCAACCCACGAUAGGACCACCGUGAGGAGUCUCAUGCAAGCACAUACUGGGGCGGCUCGUGGCUUGCUGUUGGAAUUUCCCAACGUGAUACCUGCCACGUUUUCACCCAUUCUAGAGAAUUUGAAGGAGAUGCACCGCUUGAAUCGUCUCCCGUUCCAGCAGUGGAUCGUGCCUCGCAGACACGAAGGGCCACCAGGGAAAAGGGUGAUGCAUCAAAUUCCCCCGCCUCUAUACACACGUACUCCAGGUUUUAAAUUCUCUUUGUCACCUCUGCUAAAGGACAGAAGCAAGGGGGGCCGACUGCUCAUGGAUCCUACGUCCUCAUGCGAUGAUGAAGUGUUACUCAAAAAGCUUGGAACUGCGACUGAUCUCGACCGUGGACAAUGCCAGGCCUUGAUUGCAGCGCUGACUCGUGAAUAUGCAUUCGUCCAAGGUCCUCCUGGGACUGGAAAGAGCUAUCUCGGUCUCCAAAUCAUGAAGGUUCUCUUGGGUCUUAGCAAAGAGGCCAAUUUGGGGCCCAUCAUGAUAGUGUGCUACACCAACCAUGCAUUGGACCAAUUCCUAGAGCAUCUGCUUGAUAUAGGUGUAACAAAGCUCAUCCGCGUUGGAGCAAUGAGCAAGUCCAAGAGGUUGGAAGGCCACAACCUCCGCUUUGUGAGCGACCUGGCAACGAAGACGAAGUCAGAAAAGUACAUGGCGGCUGUGAACUACAACCAGCUUGAGAAGACGCAGAGAGAAGCCACAUCAACAUUUGCUUCGCUGAAAAGUAUGCGAAGGCAUCCUGAAUGGAAAGUUUUGAAGAACCACAUUUCUGAAGAAUACCCAAACAUACAUAGCCAAUUCCGCCACAUCGAUGCUCAAGGGUUUGAACUAGCUGGCCGUCAUCCAUUCGAUGUUUGGGCAUCGGACAUCCAGGCAUAUUGCACUCGACAGUCCGCGGCAUUGCUAAAACAAAUUGUGCAGAAAGCAAACACGAAUGUAUAUUCGCUGACGACUCAGGAGCGAGGCGCUUUAGUUGCGCAUUGGAUUGAGGGAGCUCGAAGCAACAAGAUAGACGAGCUCUAUGAGAUGAUCAAUGAUGCUGCGAAAACUCAAAAGGAGCUGACAAACGUACAUGAAGAACGAAAUCGACGAGUACUGGAAGAAGCGCAGGUCAUCGGUGUGACGACAACUGGCCUUGCGAAACGAAUUGCUGUCCUCCAGCAGGUAAAGUGCAAGGUUAUCAUCUGCGAAGAAGCUGGAGAGGUCAUGGAAAGCCAUAUGAUCUCCGCAUUACUCCCGGAUGUUGAACACGUGAUCCAGAUUGGAGAUCAUGAGCAGCUUCGACCUUCAGUGAGUAACUUCCGCGAUCUAUCACUCGAAAGUGAGCGAGGAAAGCUUCACCAGCUCGACAGAAGCCAGUUCGAACGGCUCUGUGUUGGUGAGCCGGGACGUCCUUUAAUGCCCGUUGCUCAACUCAAUGUUCAACGCCGAAUGCGUCCACAGAUAUCUUCGUUGAUACGUGAGACCAUCUACGGGAAACUCCAAGAUCAUCCUUCCACAACCGAUCUACCUGAUGUAGUUGGUAUGCGUCAGAAUGUUUUCUGGCUCGACCACAAAAACUUUGAGAACCAGAAGGAUGCAAAUGUCCAUAUCAACAAUUCCAAAUCGAACUCAUGGGAAGUUGGAAUGGUGCAUGCACUAGUGCGACACAUUGUUCGCCAAGGAGUGUACAAAUCCGAAGACAUUGCGGUAUUGACGCCAUAUACUGGCCAACUUCAAAAGUUGCGAGCCACUAUGAGGAGCGAUUUUGAGAUCUGCCUUAGUGACCGCGACAGGGAAGCAUUGGAAAACGACGGUUUCACGGUCGAUGACGUGACAUCUCGGGUACCAGCUCCAUCCCAACUUCGAUCAUACCAAGGCAAGCCCUUGGAGAAGAAACAGCUAUCCGAAAUGUUGAGAAUCGCUACUGUCGACAACUUCCAGGGAGAAGAAGCAAAGAUCGUCAUCGUGUCACUCGUACGGAGCAAUGAGGCACAGAAAGUUGGCUUCCUCAAAACAACCAACCGUAUUAAUGUGCUCCUUAGUCGUGCACAACACGGCAUGUAUCUCAUCGGCAACACAGAAACCUACCUUAGCGUUGAAAUGUGGCGAAAAGUCAUCAACAUGCUUAGAGCUUCUGCCUGCGUUGUCAUCCUUGCCCAGGAACUUGUGGUCAAUGUAAUACUAAGGAUGCUAGUAAUAAGCCAUCUAUCAAGCAUUCCACUUGUCGGAAGACUUGUGGCAGGAAGCAUGGAACUUGUAGUCACAACUGCAAACGUCUAUGUCAUGAUGGAACUGACUGUGGGUUAUGUCAAAGCCCAUGCGAAGUCCGUUGCAAGCAUACUAGAUGUGCAAAGAAGUGUCACGAGCCCUGUGAUCCAUGCAUUGAGCCUUGUGAAUGGUUCUGCGAACAUCGAGGAAGCUGCAAAAUGCCAUGUUCAGCACCAUGCGAUCGCUUACCCUGCGAUGAACGUUGCACAAAACUUCUACGAUGCGGUCAUCAAUCAAUGUGGAAUGAAAUCCGAAGAACUUCCAGACAUGAUCAUGAUGUCACGUUACGCUGAUAUCGAUCUCAAUGAAUCACCCAUCGUUGUCCUUGGCUGCGGCCACUUCUUCACAACCGAGACUCUGGAUGGCCAUAUAGGUCUCAAGGACGUAUACGAGGUCGACAAGAAAACAGGCCGAUUCAUAGGUCUGAUCGAGAAUUCCGAGCUUUCAGCAGCGAUCCCACAAUGUCCAAACUGCAGAGAACCUGUCAAACAGUUCGUGACACAGCGCUACAACCGCCUCAUCAACCGAGCUGUCAUUGACGAGAUUUCCAAACGUUUUAUCGUCAGCGGACAACAGACACUUCAGAUGCUGGAAGACAGGCUAAGUGUUGAGCGGACUAAUCUCGAAAUCUCACGCACUGCUGUUGUUGGAACAUCUCGUGAUUUGGGCACCGACCAGGCUGUCAACGAAAUGAAGAUGAAACAAAUCAAUGGCAGCCUUCGAACCAGGCAUUCCAGCACGGUGAUGCUGGUGGAAGAUGUAAGAUUGUUCCGCCAAAGAGUAGAUGUUCAGCACAAACCAACGUACAAACUGUACCAAGCAAUCAUGUACAGCUACAAGAAGAAUGCUUCCCUCGACGACGAGUUUGCUCAGUUAUCUCUCGGUUCAUCUUCCAAGUAUCUGCAGUGCGACCGUGAUCAGCGUAUCGCGCUGGGUGGCCGCCUCCUCGAAAUCAAAGUGCAAUGUUUGCUACUUGAGGACAAGUUUGAAAUCGCACGAGUGGUACGCAAAAGGUUUGGUGGAACAAUCCUACUCAACUUCAGUGGAAGCUCGCCCGCAAAGAAUACCCAUUCCUUCCUGGAAGCAUGCGAGAAACUGAUCAGCGACUGCAUCUCUGGAUGCCUCCCCAAGCUCGCUGUUGAGACCUCUUUAUACUACGCUUGCAUUGCACAACUGUUUGGCAGCUCUGGAAUGGUCAAAGACACCGGUCGCACUCGAGCAACCAACUACCGGAACACUGCUAAACGCCUUCUGGAGCAAGCAGAAACGCUCUGUCAGCAUUCCUUCCGCGACCGAGACAUCCUUCGAAAAGCCGUGCUCAGCUCAGCAGAGAUGAUGAAUAGGGAAUUCUACGAGGAAGUUUCAAAGGACGAAAUCGAAGCUAUUAAACAGGCAAUGGUCAGUGGACCUGGAGGUAUCGCAACGCACUCUGGACAUUGGUACAACUGUGUCAAUGGACACCCAUUUGCUAUUGGCGAGUGCGGCAUGCCCAUGCAACUCGCACGCUGUCCGGAAUGCGGCGAGCCUGUCGGCGGCCAGCACCACACUGCUGUCAGGGGAGUUUCGCGCGCGGUGGAGAUGGAGUAA
Molecule: messenger RNA, 5340 nt
Organism: Bipolaris oryzae ATCC 44560
Lineage: Eukaryota; Fungi; Ascomycota; Dothideomycetes; Pleosporales; Pleosporaceae
Exons: 5
Coding region: 1-5340 (1779 amino acids)
Biological process (GO): regulatory ncRNA-mediated heterochromatin formation
Cellular component (GO): nuclear RNA-directed RNA polymerase complex
Molecular function (GO): helicase activity
Source: RefSeq, a predicted model, not a curated record